This is a messenger RNA of Cooperia oncophora, 1344 nucleotides long. The record is from the annotation of a GenBank genome assembly. NCBI's taxonomy places the organism in Eukaryota, Metazoa, Nematoda, Chromadorea, Rhabditida, Trichostrongylidae.
AUGCUUGAUCCUCCACGUACUGAGGUAAUGAACUCGAUCAGGGAAUGUAAUCAUGCUGGUAUUCGUGUGAUAAUGAUCACUGGUGACAACAAGAAUACAGCAGAAGCCAUUGGAAGACGUAUCGGUCUUUUCACUGAGGACGAAGACACCACUGGUCUUUCAUUCACUGGAAGAGAAUUCGACGAUCUCCCACCUGAGCAGCAAUCAGACGCUUGCCGACGAGCAAAACUUUUCGCUCGAGUAGAACCUGCCCAUAAAUCGAAAAUUGUCGAUAUUCUGCAAAGUCACGGAGAGAUCACAGCUAUGACUGGAGAUGGUGUCAACGAUGCGCCUGCCCUGAAGAAAGCAGAAAUCGGAAUUGCUAUGGGAUCUGGAACUGCUGUCGCCAAGUCGGCAUCUGAAAUGGUUUUGGCUGAUGACAACUUCGCCUCAAUCGUAGCAGCUGUUGAAGAGGGUCGUGCUAUUUACAACAAUAUGAAACAGUUCAUUCGAUACCUUAUCUCAUCGAACGUUGGAGAAGUCGUGUCCAUCUUCCUUGUCGCUGCUCUCGGCAUCCCGGAAGCUCUCAUCCCUGUUCAACUUUUGUGGGUCAAUUUGGUCACUGAUGGUCUGCCAGCAACUGCACUUGGUUUCAAUCCACCCGAUCUGGAUAUUAUGGAGCGUCAUCCACGAUCUGCUAGUGAAGGACUCAUCUCCAGAUGGCUCUUCUUCCGUUAUUUGGCUGUUGGAACUUAUGUCGGAGUUGCUACCGUUGGAGCAGCGAUGUGGUGGUUCCUCAUUUACGAAGACGGACCUCAGAUUACUUACUAUCAACUUACUCACUGGAUGAGAUGCGAGAUUGAACCUGAGAACUUCGCUGAUCUUGACUGCGCCGUAUUCGAAGAUAACCAUCCUAAUGCCAUGGCGCUUUCCGUACUCGUGACAAUUGAAAUGCUCAACGCAGUCAACUCGUUAUCAGAAAAUCAAUCGUUGCUUGUAAUGCCGCCCUGGAGAAAUAUGUGGUUGUGUUCGGCUAUAGCUUUGUCGAUGUCGCUUCAUUUUAUCAUCCUCUACGUAGACAUCAUGGCCACUAUCUUCCAGAUCACUCCUUUGUCUAUUGCCGAAUGGAUGGCAGUGUUAAAGAUCUCAUUCCCAGUUUUACUUCUUGACGAAAUUCUGAAAUUCAUCGCCCGCAACUACGUCGACGGUAAGCCAGCUAGUCGCGCAGCCAGCAUACGGUCGAUCAUCUUAUUGAUCGGCCUUAGUGCUAUGUGGUGUGCGUACUUCGGUUGGAUGUUAGGUCCUUAUGCAAAGAGUAUUGAACGUGCGUUUGGUGGCCCUCUACGUGUGCAUACCGAACUGUAA